Messenger RNA from Triplophysa dalaica, 1438 nucleotides. It is a transcript of the gene nudt17, whose product is annotated as nudix (nucleoside diphosphate linked moiety X)-type motif 17. The record is from RefSeq and is a predicted model, not a curated record. Bases 216 to 1118 code for a protein of 300 amino acids. Gene Ontology annotation, cellular component: cytosol. Lineage: Eukaryota; Metazoa; Chordata; Actinopteri; Cypriniformes; Nemacheilidae. Gene Ontology annotation, biological process: NADP+ catabolic process; NAD+ catabolic process. The transcript has 8 exons. Gene Ontology annotation, molecular function: NADH pyrophosphatase activity.
UCCGGGGAUGUCAUGUUUUGAUACUUGGAUGGGUUUGGGUCUAGACUGGAAGUGUUUUGGGUGAAAUGUCCGUCUUGUUUUUUGUAUGAUCUCAUCAUGGACAGUUUUGUCUAAACUUACUGAUAUAAUAACUGCGAUUGCAUUUUACGAUAUAAGUUAUGAAGGCAUGAAUGAAAGAAGUUAAAGUGUCAUAUUGUGUGACGGUGUAAUGCAGCAUGGAGAAGGUCCGAAAGAUUCUAGUUCAUUUGUCGAAGGAUAAAGCAGCUCCUCAGUGCGCACGAUUCGUGCAGAGCAUAACUGGACAUUUUGUCGGGGAUGUUAAGGACAAGGCGACGGUGAGCUGUUCUCUGGAGGACAACAGAUUUAUUGUAUGUGAUCAGCUGUGUGGUGCUGGUAUUCCUCUAAAGAGGGCGUCGUUUUGCCCCAUCAAGUACCUGUCUCACUCAGAGGCAGCGUCCCUGGCCCCUGAUACCCUUGCACGUGGGGUAGACGUGGGCGUUGCCGUGCUACUGCAGUCAGCCAAUCAGCAGCUGUUGCUAACGCGUCGUGCCUCCAGUCUCCGGAUCUUCCCCAAUGUUUGGGUUCCACCUGGUGGUCAUGUGGAGCUGGAUGAAAAGCUGUUGGAUGCAGGACUCAGAGAGCUGAAAGAAGAAACGGGUUUGAGACUCAGUCCUGAUGAGAUCUCUUCUCAGCUCCUCGGCUUAUGGGAGUCAGUGUAUCCCCCCAUGCUGUCCAGAGGCCUACCUCAUAGACACCACAUUGUGACCUACAUACUUCUGAAGAGCUCUCAGUCGCACCUGCAGCUUCAGGCCUGUUUAAGGCCUGAUCCUGCUGAGGUCAGUGGAUGUGUCUGGGUUGAUGCAGAUGUGGUUAAAGCUGUGGUAUCUGCUGUGGACGGUGAGGAGGAUUCUGUUCAAAUACCAGAUGACCUGCCACGUACCGCCAGCGUAACAGAAGUUUCUCCAAGCGGUGAUCUAAAAGAGACCUCUUUGCCCGUUUCUCUGUUCUGUAACCGGGCUCCAGACCAUGGUGAGGACAUUGAGCGAGUCAGUACUGGAACCAAAUUUGCCUUAGAACUGUGGUUAAAAACGUUGGAACCUCAAGCCGAGAUGGGCUAAUGACUCCCGUCUAUGUGUUUCUGUUCAAGCAAACAUUUAAGAUGUGCCUUCAGAAGACUGAAGCUGUGUAGGCAGGGCACGGUACUCAGUCAUAUGUCUUAAAUUAGGGGUGUCAUUACCGGUAUCGUAAAUAGCCGUGAUGUUAAAAACAUGAUUAUCAGUCAUGUUAAUUCACACAUAUCUUAAACUGUUAAGCACAUAUUUACAAAUUUGCCCUAAGAGUCACCCCAAACCCUCUCUGCCUCCUAAAUUUGUGUUUUGAGCAUGAUUCAUUGACCAAAUAAAAAGCAAAACAUGAAAUAAACCAAAUUAAAGAUGAA